This is a messenger RNA of Micropterus salmoides (largemouth bass), 1511 nucleotides long. It is a transcript of the gene hprt1l, whose product is annotated as hypoxanthine phosphoribosyltransferase 1, like. Gene Ontology annotation, molecular function: magnesium ion binding; hypoxanthine phosphoribosyltransferase activity. NCBI's taxonomy places the organism in Eukaryota, Metazoa, Chordata, Actinopteri, Centrarchiformes, Centrarchidae. Bases 334 to 981 code for a protein of 215 amino acids. The transcript has 9 exons. Gene Ontology annotation, biological process: purine ribonucleoside salvage; IMP salvage; hypoxanthine metabolic process. The record is from RefSeq and is a predicted model, not a curated record.
CGCUUGCAGUCAGUGCAUCGCCUUCUCAGUUACCUAAACAUGCAGUAGUAGUAGUAACAACCAGUGAAGAGCAUUUUAAGCUCAGGUUGUGUCGGACAAAUCAGAUUAUUGGGAUGGUAAACGGGAUUCUGACGUAAAGGACUUAAAUCCCGGCAGAGGAUCGUCGCCUGUGCUGCGCGAGCUCGCUAUAUCAUCAGCAGUCCGUCGGUGCGGAGGAGAGCGGCUCGUGCCACCUACAGUCAACAAACCCUCCUCUUGCCUCUCAGGACCUGAGCAUGACUCCUCAGAUAUUUCGCUGCGACUGAAGAGGACGGACGACCGCCGGCCGGUAACAUGGCUUCCUAUCUGCAGAUCGCUGAUGAUGAGAAGGGCCAUGAACUAGACCUUUUCUGUGUCCCCAGACAUUAUGAGAACGAUUUGGACAAGGUGAUCAUCCCCCAUGGACUCAUCAUGGACAGGACAGAGCGUCUGGCCCGCGACAUUGUCCGGGACAUGGGGGGACACCACAUCGUAGCACUGUGUGUGCUAAAAGGGGGCUACAAGUUCUUUGCAGACCUCCUGGACUACAUUAAGGCACUGAACCAGAACAGUGAUAAAUCAGUCCCGCUGACAGUGGAUUUCAUUAGGGUGAAGAGCUACUGUAAUGACAAGUCAACAAACAGUGUCAGAGUCAUAGGAGGUGACGAGCUGUCCAACCUCUCAGGCAAGAAUGUUUUGAUUGUUGAGGAUAUUGUGGAGACUGGAAGGACGAUGCAGACGCUACUUUCCCUGCUGAGCGAAUGUAAUCCCAAGAUGGUUAAAGUUGUAAGCCUUCUGGUGAAGAGGACCCCGAGGAGUUCAGGGUACAGACCAGACUACAUUGGUUUCGAGGUGCCAGAUGCCUUUCUGGUGGGUUACGCUUUGGACUACAAUGAGUACUUCAGAGAUCUCAGUCACAUCUGUAUACUUAAUGAUCAAGCCAAGGAGAAGUACAAAGUGUGAGCAGAUGAAGUGCUGCAGAGGCGAUGACUCAAUCAAUGAGGACUCAGACCACUGUGAUGACCCUCCAUUAGUUUUGCUGUGUUUUGAAUCUUAUUUAUUUUUCUACACAAGAAUCCACAAAAUGUGAUGUGUGGUUUGUAAAUAACUUAAAGAAGAACAUUUAAUUUCCCCCUUAUUGAAUACCUGGGAUCAGUUAUGUUUAUUAUGAAUAUUUUGGUUGAUGAAAUUUAAUUUAUUUACCACAAAUGUGUUAUAGAAUUUACAUGUAAUGUAGUUUUAUCUUGGAGCGACAGGAAAAAAAAACCAAUGUCAUUAAUUUGUUCUGGCUCAUCAAUUUAUGUUCAGAUGAGGUGUCAGUCCAAUUUAAGUAGCAUUCAGGCUGUACGUGUUUCUGUUUCGACUUAUAAUGCUGAUAUAUCCUCUCAUUAUGCCAUAAACUGACUGACUUGGAAUGUACUGUAUGUUUUAUUUCAUAUCUGAUGUUUUCAUGGAGGACCUGUUUACAGCAAUACAAAUCCUGUUUAAACCUC